AACGAACGUCUCCUUCGGCGUCAGCUUCUCCAGCAAACCCUAAGCCCCCCCACUCGGCCGCCACGGCGACGGGCGACGGCGCCACCCCAGACCGAGUUCCGCUCCGCUCGGCCGCUCCGGUCCCUCCCUCGGUUCCUCCCAUGGUUGGCUGAGCAUGUCGUCGCUGGGGACGUCCAAGGGGGUCCUGGAGAUCGCCAAGUUCGGCGUCUACGUCUCCGUGCCCGUCGCGCUCACCUACCUCGUCGCCACCGACUCCAAGACCCUCAAGAAGCUCAUGGGCCUCCGUCCAUAUGUGGUUUAUCCACCGGAAGGUCCACGCCCACCGCCGCCUGAAGAACUUCGCGAGAGGGCUCGGGAAAUAGCUCGGAAGAGGCAGCAGAGCUGAGUGGAUUGGUGACUAGGGAACAUCGCAGAUCAUAAAUCCAGCUCACAGAUACGGUAGAGAAUGACACUCUGGUUGUUGAUAUGGAACGUGUGUUUGGCCCUGGUCUGUAAUAUCUUUUUGCUGCUGUUGUUGUAAUAGCGUUGAAGUGGCUACGGGUCAUCUGCUUUGAGCUGUGAGGAUUGACUAAAUGUAAUUCACUGUAUUUCUUGUUGGAGGCAGUUCAAAGAAUAAAAGAAAGGCCAUAUUUCGUACAUCAGCAUCACUUUACUCUUGAGUCUAAUGUUACUAUAAA
Messenger RNA from Panicum virgatum (switchgrass), 677 nucleotides. RefSeq lists its product as uncharacterized. The coding region runs from base 155 to 385 and encodes 76 amino acids. NCBI's taxonomy places the organism in Eukaryota, Viridiplantae, Streptophyta, Magnoliopsida, Poales, Poaceae. The transcript is spliced from 3 exons. Gene Ontology annotation, biological process: mitochondrial respiratory chain complex IV assembly. Gene Ontology annotation, cellular component: mitochondrion. The record is from RefSeq and is a predicted model, not a curated record.